Messenger RNA from Coffea arabica (coffee), 992 nucleotides. Its product is annotated as CASP-like protein 1F1. NCBI's taxonomy places the organism in Eukaryota, Viridiplantae, Streptophyta, Magnoliopsida, Gentianales, Rubiaceae. The record is from RefSeq and is a predicted model, not a curated record.
AAAUCAUAAUGACACGCCAUUUUUCACGUAAGAACUAGUUGCACUAAAUUCGUGCCCAUGUUUUGGUAGACUGAUCCAGUUCCCCACAUCCCACACCUUUGUUCGCCUAUAAAUACCCCCCAAAAUUCGGCAUCCCAAAUUCAUAUCCUAGAUCUACAGUUAUAGAUUAAUUGUAUCCUGCAACUGAUGGUAAAGAACAUAUUAGUAAUUGUUGGUUCGUCUUGCUUAAGUUCAAGAAAACUCUGAAAUGGAAAACGUUGAAGCCAAGCACAUCCAUAACUCAACUCUUAAAACCCAUAAACUUUCCUUUAUGGCCCAAAUUUGCUUGAGGCUUUUGGCCACCGUAGCCACCCUCGCUGCAGCAUGGAUUAUCCUCACUAGCAAGCAAACUGUUGCGGUUUUUGGGAUGGUUGUUGAUGCACGUUAUAGCUACUCUCCAGCAUUCAAAUUCUUCGCGUAUGCCAAUGUCAUCGUGUGUGCAGUCUCGGCUUUAUCCUUGCUUCUUCUCCUCGUCAUUAGUUACAAAUCUCUGGUUGGAAUGAAGUUUUUCUACUUUUUCCUCCAUGAUUUGAUGGUGGUUACGCUACUGAUGGCCGGAUGUGCAGCAGCAACUGCAAUUGGAUACGUUGGACAACAUGGGAAUAGCCAUACUGGUUGGAUGCCAAUCUGUGACGACUUUGGCAAAUUCUGUAGAAAAGUUGCUAUAUCUGUGGCACUCUCCUACUUUGGUGUCAUGGUGUAUCUCCUCCUCACAAUCAUAUCAGCUGUGAAUUCUAGGUGGAUUCAAGUUUGAAGUUCUUAGUACUUGUAAUAGUUGAAGAAGAUAAUAUGUUUCGUGUGAUUUAUGUUUGCUGAUGUCCAGGAUCAAUGCUGUAGGAGUUGUGUACUUUCAGUUUGUUUGCCAGCAAAAUGCUUCUGUAUCUUUUGUCUCUCUUCUACUUAUGGGAACAAAAAUGUGAAGUCUUGUGGUGCAGAGAAUUGCUGACAGCCUA